UCAUUUUGGUAAAAAUGCAGUCCACUUGUCAGCAACAACAGGCCCAGCCAGGUCAGAAUGGAACUUCCGCGAGCAGAACAUCGUUUUUGAUAGAAGAUAUCCUGAGUCGUGGAACCGCUCCACCGCAUUCUCAUCAUCAACUUCAUCAUCAGCACCUCACGUCCGGUCACGGAGUACAACAUCAGCAAUACCAGCAAUUCGCCAGUUUAUUACCUGGUUAUCCUUCUGCACCGCCUACGGCAACCUUCUUCCUGGGACCACUUUUUGGUAACACGGCGAUGGGGGUUGGCGUGGUACCGGGAGUUACUGAACUUGCGGCCUUGAAGCACUGCCGUCGACGAAAGGCAAGAACAGUGUUCAGUGAUCAACAAUUAGCGGGUUUGGAAGCUAGAUUCGAGGUGCAGAGGUACCUGAGUACACCGGAGAGGGUAGAGCUCGCGGCGGCUCUUCACCUCUCGGAGACCCAAGUGAAAACGUGGUUUCAAAAUCGGCGGAUGAAGCACAAGAAACAAUUGAGGAAAUUGAACACCAGCGCCGGAAGCAAUGGCAACCAGAAUUCUAAUCAGCAAUGCACCGGUCAAUCCGUUUCCGUUACAUCGCCUGCCGAACGACCGGUGGAUUUCUCUCUGAGCGGCGGGCGAGAAUCACGGGCGAGCAGUGACGCGCCGGUAGACUCCGACGACGAUGAAAUCGACGUUCUAGGUGACGAGACGCCAUCGCCAACGCGAACAGGCAAUAUUCACGUCUCUAGGCGUGCCGGUUCACCGACGAGUUUUCAUCAGAUCACGUAUCGUCAUUCGGUUAGCCUGUCUCAUCAACCCCAACACGGACAAGCUAUUCAACGCCAACAUCGCUGAAACGAAACAGUACAAGGUUGAUAUUGCUCUUUCACACGGGAGAACGUUUAAUCUGAGCUAGUAAAUGCAGACAUUGCAUCGAAGAACGAGAAACCGAGUGAUCGGUCUGAGAAAUUGAAGGAAGAUUUGAGAAGGGAGAACCGAGAGAAAUCACGUGGAUUUUUCUAAACGCUCGAAUCGUUUCUCUCAAAGUGCAGUCAAUCGGUUUAAACAACUGUUAGGAAGUCCUUCGGGAAAUACGAAGAUCCGCAAUGCGAUUUCGAAAGAAUUUCCUCGACGACAUUUUCCAUUAAUUGUGAAAUUUUAUUUAUCGGAGCAAAAUGUUUCUACAGAUUGAUUUAGACAAUUUGAAUAUUUUCAUUUAAGGAACGAGAAGAAUUGACGAUUCUAAACCACCUAGAUCCGACGAUGGAUGAUAAAAGUAAUACUGUCUCGCUUAUCGAACAAGAUUGUUAGGAGGGACUCUUCGUUUUGAACCAGUGACUAAUAGAACAACGUGAAAGAACGUGAAAGAAAUACGAACGACACUUUCAGUGUUAAGAAUGAAUUUGUGAUUGAAGGAAUAGUGUACAAUGAAAUGGUGUAAUAUAAGAAGAUCGAAAGACUCGAGACGAUGUAGAAAGUGUAAACGACUUGUAAAUGACUCUUUAGCGAUUAGAGUCUGGUCGAUCUCUCGCGACACUUUUUAUAGCGAAAUGCCAUAAUAAAGCUAGUCUGUUUCGAGUCACUUUUUAUAGCGAAGUAGAAAGUUAGCUUGUGAUUCAAGUUGGGAUUAAAAUGUCAUGAUGUAA
This is a messenger RNA of Bombus impatiens (common eastern bumble bee), 1648 nucleotides long. RefSeq names its product brain-specific homeobox protein homolog (gene bsh). Gene Ontology annotation, biological process: regulation of DNA-templated transcription. Gene Ontology annotation, molecular function: DNA-binding transcription factor activity, RNA polymerase II-specific; DNA binding. Lineage: Eukaryota; Metazoa; Arthropoda; Insecta; Hymenoptera; Apidae. Bases 15 to 857 code for a protein of 280 amino acids. The transcript has 3 exons. The record is from RefSeq and is a predicted model, not a curated record.